AGGCGAGAGGGAGGGUGGGCGUCGAAGGAGUUUGGAGGACGGACCUGAAGCAGCGACAAGUAAUUCAUAUCAAUUAAUAAUCAUCUUUAAGAGAGGAGAAAAAAGAGAAAGGGAGGCUGCUGGCAGAGGUGCACGGGAAACUGGCAUGGUUUUUGUUGGAGGCUGGCAGUUAAGAGCUGAGGAAGUCAGAUAUGACUGUGCUGCUGCUGAGAUGAUCAUUGAGGGAGACUUAGACCAUCUGAUGGCAGAGGACACCGGGCAUGCAGCUGACGGACUGAAGACGAUGCUGGAUGCCAUGGAAAUGCCAAGUCAUGCUAGGGAUCUCCUCCUACAGCUCAACACCCAACGUACCAAGGGCUUCUUGUGUGAUGUCAUCAUUGUUGUUCAGAAUGCCCUGUUCAGAGCCCACAAGAACAUUCUGGCAGCCAGCAGCCUAUAUUUGAAAUCGCUGGUGGUUCAUGACAAUCUUAUCAACCUUGACCAUGAAAUGGUGAGUCCAGGGAUCUUUAGGAUCAUUCUGGACUACAUUUAUACUGGACGCCUUGCAGAUGGAGACCCCACCUCUCCAAAUGAACCAAAUCUUGGUGCUGUCCUGGCAGCAGCUAGUUACCUCCAGCUCCUCGACUUAGUGGCUCUGUGCAAAAAGAAACUGAAAAGACAGGGCAAGUAUCUGCCACGUCAUGGACCAGCUUUUCUACCCUACUCAAAGAUGGGACCCAAUAGUUUGGGGAUAGGGAGUGGAGGCAGGUACAGGAUAUCUACCCCUGUCAUUCAACCCUGCCCUCCAGGAGGGAUCUUGAACAGCCAUGCCAAUCGACCACCUCCAAUUGAAGACAUUGUGCCACAUCGGUUGGGCAUUCAUGCUGGGGAGUUGUACGCUCCCCCCUCUACCAUUCAGGGUUCACAAGUUUUUCCUUCCUUGCAGUCAUCUCUGCCUGCCCAGCUCGGGCGUUCAGCUAAUCCUGAAAGGAACUGUUCGCCCAACUAUGGCCUUGAUCUUUCAAAGAAAAGCCCCAAUUCUCAAUCCCAUCACACACCCUCUCAUACCCAUCUGCCCAACACUCAUAACAAAGAGGAGCAAGACAUGAUUCUGAACAACCGCACAAGUCCCAUACAAGGGGCCAAUGGAAGACCUUUCCCUUCUGAAAAGAUUGAAUCAGCUGAUCAGAAUACUGCAAUCACCCCUCCCCCAUUUCCCCAUCUCAAUCAGCCUCUUGGGUCGAAUCUUCCCCACCUGCAACGCUCAGGUUCCCAAGGCACUGACCGCUAUCCAUGUCCCCUUAGCCCUGACACUCCCACAGAGGGUGGAGAAGCAGGCAGGGAGAUGGGCAACAUCUAUCGUUGGGUGAAGCAUGAACCACUGUACACAGUUGAAGAUGAGGAUGAGGAUGAUGAUGAUGAGGAGGGGAAUGAUAAUGGUGGCCAGCAUCACAACCACCACAAGGUUGGUGAGGAAAGUGAGGGGGCUGAUGACAAGAGCGUUUCAGGCACAGAGGAAACUGGCAGCAGCGAAGGACGACCCUCCCCUCCUGGAGCGAUGGGGAGGUUUCACAUGCCGUUUGAGCCCGAGAGCUUUGGCGAUAACCUCUAUGUCUGCAUUCCUUGUGACAAAGGCUUCCCUAGUUCAGAACAGCUAAAUGCACAUGUAGAGACCCACACCGAAGAGGAGCUGUAUGGCAACCCUGGAGGAGAGACUGUGAAUAGCAACAACAGCAAUAACUUAAAAAACAUGAGCAACAAUACAAACAGCUACGGGAGCCUGAACAGCAGCAACAGUUUAAACAACAUGUCUCAUCUGGAGUCCAAGUCCAGACUGAGCUCUGGAGGUAUUGGGGACAUGAUACGACCCUAUCGCUGUUCAUCCUGCGAAAAAACUUACAAAGACCCAGCCACAUUACGGCAGCAUGAGAAGACCCACUGGCUGACGAGGCCCUAUCCUUGCAGCAUCUGUGGCAAGAAGUUCACACAGCGCGGCACCAUGACGCGGCAUAUGCGAAGCCACUUGGGGCUUAAACCCUUUGCAUGCGACUCUUGUGGUAUGCGAUUUACUCGCCAGUAUCGCCUCACUGAGCACAUGCGCAUCCACUCUGGAGAAAAGCCAUAUGAAUGUCAGGUUUGUGGAGGAAAGUUCGCACAGCAGCGCAACCUCAUCAGCCACAUGAAGAUGCACAGCACUGGAGGCACAACGGGGGGCCUGACAGUAGACGGGAAGCUGAAGCUGGACUUUGCUGAGGGCAUCUAUCCUUUAAGUAAAUACACAGCGGAGCACCUGGGGCUGAAGCAAGAGAAGGCCAAUGAACUUCUUAUCCAGGCUCAGCAACAGCUGGUGGCCGAGGCAAAGGUCAUGGAUAGCCUUUACCCACUGUCCAAACUGGCUUCGGAGCACCUGAACCUUCAACAUGAGAAGAUGGAAGUCCUGACCCAACCACUGCCACAUCCAACGCAGGCCCUGUCGGAAUCGCGCACCAUUGACCACUACUCAUCCAGCUAAAGCUACAUUCACGCAAACACGUUUCCUAGAUCUACAUCUAGAUAAUCAUUUACUCUUUAGCAGUAAUUUUUUUCAGGAAAUUUAAGUUUCUUUAGUUUGGACUAUGAGAACAAUUCAGGAGGUAGUUAACCCUUCUUUCACACUUGUUUUUUAAUAGUAUGAUAAACAUCUGACUUUCAAUUAUGGAAUACCAGAUGUAUCCAAAUUUAGGAUUUUAAACAAAUCUGUAAAAUGAAUGUAGCUUACAUUAUCUGUCAUGUAUACUUGCUAGGUCAGUGUGCACUUACACUCAAAUAUGCAACCAACUUUCAGUAUUCAAAAGCCAUUCACCUCAUCUCAUGUCUUCUGCACCUCAAACUCUGGCAAAAUGACCGUGGCCAAUGCCAGUGAAAACCCAAAGAAAAACCAAACGGUCAAGUGCCUUUCUUCUUCUAUCAUAAAUCCUUCUUUGUAAUAAAGAGCAGGGUUCUGUAUUAUUCAGUGACCAAGAGACACUCAUGCACAUUACAGUAUUUAUAAAUAGUGUUUGCAAUAAUAUUUUCUUUUUUUUUCAUUUCUUUUCUUUUUGCUUUUCAGCUAUUGAGCCAAAUGAUGAUUUAAAAUCAAAUCAUUUAAUUUAUUUUUGUAAAUUCAAAAAGAGAUUUUUACAAGGUAACCUGCAUUCAGACCCAAAAUCUGUGUACCAUUACCUGUCUUCGUAUGUGUGUACUCAAGAUAUGAAAAUAACCAUAUAGGAGGAGGACAAGUUUCAAGAUUCUUUGUGUCCAGGCCACGUUGGAACUUUUAUUCAAUAAAACCAGCUCAUUUGGACUCUAAUGGAUGUGAAAAUAUAAAGUAUAUAAUUUUCUUUUCAUGUGCAUUCCUGGUGUUUAACACCAGAGUAGCGAUGUGGUCUUGUUUACUGCAAAGAACACAACCAGCUUCAGUCUCUUCCCUUUUUUAGACCAUGCUAGUGAGUGGGCUUUCACAGGCCCUGUUGGACCAGUCAGGUGUGUGUUACUGUUACUGACAAUUUUGAUCUGAGAUAGACUGAUUAUGUACAUUGGAAAACUGGUAUUGGGAAAACCAAAGUGGUCUCUCUUUUGGUUCUAUACUCGGCUAGACAAGCUGACAGAUAAAUCCAAAUGACCCAAACAGAAAAAUGUUGAACUCGAAGCCAUACCUUGGUAAAUGUGCAGUAGAUGAUGUGAAGUAAACAACCAAAAAAAAGUGCUGUUGUAACAUUGGCCAAGUGUUAUAAGUAUGUGGUCUGCCACCAGGCCCCAAAACAACAUUGCAUCAGGUGUGCAGGGUGAUCUUGGGGUGUGUACUUGUCUCAGGAACAAAGGAACUCUAUUACAUCUGUGCCUUCUCAAUUUUCAAGUACUUUUGAAAAUCAUAUAAUGAUUGUAAUGGCCUUAUUCCAUUUUAUAUUCAGUCACGUCUACAGAUGUUUGUUAAAGACAAAAGUUGUAGGAAAUCAGAUGACUGUGCUAGUUUUUGAAGUCAGCAGAAAGUUUAAGUCUUUUAUAGGGAAAAAAUGUCCUUUAAAACAUAAUACAACUUACUAAAAGAAAAUAAAUUGUUUUUUAGUUUGAGUAUUUGAGCACAAAACAUUGGUCUAUUAUUAGAUGAAAAACUGAAACCAAAUACCCAAGAAAUAUUGACUGAUUCAUAUUAAUGGAUCCUGAGAUUGUUUAAUAACUUUAUUUAAAGUCUAUGGCCACCUAAGGGUUAAACCUUUCAAAUCACAACAAUGUUUGGUGCAAAUACCUGAGUACCUGAAGCACUUUAACUUUACUUGUCAAAAAUCUUUUUAUCUGAGCUUAACAAAUUUGCCCUUGUGAUUUUUUACAUACUGGUCUAGAAAAUGUUUUAAAAGAGAAAUCUUGUACUUGUUCCAGCGGAUUGUCUUUUCCUUCAUCUUAUAAAGAAAGUCACGUACAGCUCGUGAUGUUGUGAAGGCACAUUUUUGAUUGUCAGUCCAAAGACAUGCUUUCCUUUUGCCAUUUCAAUCAUUGAAAUUGAGUUUUUCACGUUUCUUCAAUUUUGCUCGUCUUUGUUUCACUUUGUUUAACCACUAUGUGCCAAUGCUAACCUCAGUGGGUUAAUGUGAAGACCAAAGCCAUAAAUACACUGUGAUAGAAGUAGUGAAUCUUCAAUGGCUUAUAAAAACAAAGACAGAAGUGUGCCUCACUUAUGAGAUCAAAUCUAUUUGAUGUAACAGUUAUUUAAGGGCUGUAGCAUGUGAUCAUAUCAAGACAAAAUGCUACGUUUCUGAGAUUUGAAAUGAAAGCAGCACAUGUAAAACUGGUGCUUACCUCAGGACUGAUGCCAGCAUGGGGAUGCUAUGCUUUAAUAAACCCCAUACCUAAAAAUGUCAAUGUACACAUGCACAGAUGAAUAAUGCCUCAAAGUAAAAUUGGUCUGGCCCUGUAAUGGAACCCACAACCUUUUUAAUGUGGACCACAUGCAGUUACAAAUUACCUCUUAAGAAUUGACACAGGCCCUGUGUUGGCCCAGAAACUCUUUGGUUUAACCAUAGAUUCAGCAAAUGUUUCUAAUAAUUCAUUGUUUGUUUGAAUUUUGGCUGAAAUCUGGUGCAUGGAUGACAGUGAUUCAUACAUGUGGGCCCGGUGACCAGUUUUGCUUUGUGGGACACACACAUUUAUCAUUUGUAUUUUUUAUUUUCUAUCAACAUUACGGUGGUUCUGUGUUAAACCUGUGGUUUUCUUCUGUGUUUAUUAGUUGUUUGUACUAGAGGGAAAAAGAGUGCUAUCAGCGUUUCUUCAGUUUAUUUUUUGUUUGUUUGUUUGUACCAUGUGGCAUACAUGCUUUAUGAGUUGUGUUUUUCCUCAAAUAGACUUUUGUCACUCUUGCACAUUGACUUAUACUUUUGCAUAGAAGAAAUGGACAUAGUCACCUCAUGUGGAAGCAAUGAGAUUUGCAUAUUGUGAUGUUGUAGGGUUAAGGUUUCAAAUUGUCUUAAUAGAACUGGGGACCUGGUUUUUAAUGUUCCUCUGAAACCAGCCACUUCAAAGCGACUCCCACGCUUCAUCUAUAACUACAAGGUUUAGGCCUAUUCUUUAUAUACAGCUCACACUCUGGAUUCCUCCUCUGAAAAAGGAUGUCCGAAUGAGUGACAUCUAAUGGUAGGGCUGCAAGGACAGGUGUGCUAACACUUCACUUCCACCAAGUUUGGGAAGAAAAUACGGUAGCUUUCUUUGCAUGUCAAAAACAUUGUGUGUAUUAGUGGCCAGAAGAAAACACAACAGCAACAAAGUGCUGGUAAAAAAAAGAAGAAAAGAAAACGUUUGCUGAAAAAUGUCAUUCGAUUCUCUAAAUUUGAAAUAUAAAACUAUUUGCUUUAAGAAUUGUAAGACAAAAGCCCUGGAUGGAAACCAAAGCUAACAUGGUGGUCACACUUGCCUAAAAUACUACACUAUGCUAUAUAUUCAAUACACAUUCACUGUUUUAAAAACAGUGUAUUAUGGCCGUGUAUUAUAUAUUUUCAAAUGAACUCUCCUAAGUCUUAAACAAAGGACCAUUCAACCAUUCACCAGUGUGCAGUCUGAACUGGAGUUUUAGGAACUUUUCUGAAUGACAUCGGGGUUAGCAUUAUGGGGCUGUUUUUUGCCAUGUCUGUAAGAGAGUGUAGUAUUUUGAACCUUUAAUAAUAAUACUCUGGUUUCUUGUCCAAACAGAGCAGCAGUGGUUUUUGUGGUCAAGUAUAGAAUCCUGUAGAAUGUUUGAUCCCCAUUUCUCCUGAGGUCAUCAAACCUUUGAUUAGAGUCAGACCGUGGAAACACACACACACACACACACAGGGUAAAUCUGUUCAUUUUGUAAUGCUUCAUGUAUUUUUUGACAAUGUUUGUAAGCUCUUUUUAGUGACAAUGAAAUUGGCCGCUGAUUUGGGUUAUGCAAUUUAAUUCGCUGGAACCGUCAUGUGUUUGUAUUCAACAGGCAUUUUCACAAUCUGGCCUGUCUGCCAGUUUAAACAAAGGUCUCCAGGAGGCAAAACACAGCUUUUGAUUUCCUUCAUGUAAAUUUAGUGAUUGUAAUUAACCAGUACAAGGAAGUUAUACAAUGUCAACUUGUGGUGGAGUGUUUAUAGUGUUGUGGCCUUUAAAGUUCUUGGUGUUUUCGUACAAUUAAAGCAAACGCUUGAAUAUUUUUGUAAAGGGAA
Molecule: messenger RNA, 6659 nt
Organism: Cynoglossus semilaevis (tongue sole)
Lineage: Eukaryota; Metazoa; Chordata; Actinopteri; Pleuronectiformes; Cynoglossidae
Gene: hic1
Product: hypermethylated in cancer 1
Exons: 4
Coding region: 146-2491 (781 amino acids)
Biological process (GO): regulation of transcription by RNA polymerase II
Cellular component (GO): nucleus
Molecular function (GO): protein binding; DNA-binding transcription factor activity, RNA polymerase II-specific
Source: RefSeq, a predicted model, not a curated record